This is a messenger RNA of Prionailurus viverrinus (fishing cat), 3189 nucleotides long. It is a transcript of the gene KCNC2, whose product is annotated as potassium voltage-gated channel subfamily C member 2. The coding region runs from base 193 to 2010 and encodes 605 amino acids. Gene Ontology annotation, biological process: protein homooligomerization; potassium ion transmembrane transport. NCBI's taxonomy places the organism in Eukaryota, Metazoa, Chordata, Mammalia, Carnivora, Felidae. Gene Ontology annotation, cellular component: neuronal cell body membrane; voltage-gated potassium channel complex; dendrite membrane. Gene Ontology annotation, molecular function: delayed rectifier potassium channel activity; protein binding. The transcript is spliced from 5 exons. The record is from RefSeq and is a predicted model, not a curated record.
GACCCCAGCGCCCGGAGGAGCGGCCCAACCACCUGAACCCGGAAAACGCCAACAAGUAGUUUCUCGUUGGAGCAGGGCUGCUCGGCUGGGUGUCAGGACUCAGUCCGGCUGCCCGGAGAAGCUCGUCCACUCGGAAACCAAAGCAGAACCACUUUUCUGUCGGUCUCGUUAAGUCAUGUCUGAGCCACAGAGAUGGGCAAGAUCGAGAACAACGAGAGGGUGAUCCUCAAUGUCGGGGGCACCCGACACGAGACCUACCGCAGCACCCUCAAGACCCUGCCUGGGACGCGCCUGGCCCUGCUCGCCGCCUCCGAGCCCCCGGGCGACUGCCUGACGGCGGCGGGCGACAAGCUGCAGCCGUCGCCCCCUUCGCUGUCGCCGCCGCCGCGACCGCCCCCACUGUCUCCCGGGCCGGGCGGCUGCUUUGAGGGCGGCGCGGGCAACUGCAGCCCCCGCGGCGGCGGCCGCGAGUUCUUCUUCGACCGGCACCCGGGCGUCUUUGCCUACGUGCUCAACUACUACCGCACGGGCAAGCUGCACUGCCCCGCCGACGUGUGCGGGCCGCUCUUCGAGGAGGAGCUGGCCUUCUGGGGCAUCGACGAGACGGACGUGGAGCCCUGCUGCUGGAUGACCUACCGGCAGCACCGCGACGCCGAGGAGGCGCUCGACAUCUUCGAGACCCCCGACCUCAUCGGCGGCGACCCCGGCGACGACGAAGACCUGGCGGCCAAGAGGCUGGGCAUCGAGGACGCCGCGGGCCUGGGGGGCCCCGACGGCAAGUCUGGCCGCUGGAGGAGGCUGCAGCCCCGCAUGUGGGCCCUUUUCGAGGACCCCUACUCGUCCAGAGCCGCCAGGUUUAUUGCUUUUGCUUCUUUAUUCUUCAUCCUGGUUUCGAUCACAACCUUUUGCCUGGAGACACAUGAAGCUUUCAAUAUUGUUAAAAACAAGACAGAACCAGUCAUCAAUGGCACAAGCGUUGUUCUGCAAUAUGAAAUCGAAACGGAUCCUGCCUUGACGUAUGUAGAAGGAGUGUGUGUGGUGUGGUUUACUUUUGAAUUUUUAGUCCGUAUCAUUUUUUCCCCUAAUAAACUUGAAUUCAUCAAAAAUCUCUUGAAUAUCAUUGACUUUGUGGCCAUCCUACCCUUCUACUUAGAGGUGGGACUCAGUGGGCUGUCGUCCAAAGCUGCUAAAGAUGUACUUGGCUUCCUCAGGGUGGUAAGAUUUGUGAGGAUCCUGAGAAUCUUCAAGCUCACCCGCCAUUUUGUAGGUCUGAGGGUGCUUGGACACACUCUUCGAGCUAGCACUAAUGAAUUUUUGCUGCUGAUAAUCUUCCUGGCUCUAGGAGUUUUGAUAUUUGCUACUAUGAUCUACUAUGCCGAGAGAGUAGGAGCUCAACCUAACGACCCUUCCGCUAGUGAGCACACGCAGUUUAAAAACAUUCCAAUUGGCUUCUGGUGGGCUGUAGUGACCAUGACUACCUUGGGCUAUGGGGAUAUGUACCCCCAAACAUGGUCAGGGAUGCUGGUGGGAGCCCUGUGUGCUCUGGCUGGAGUGCUGACAAUAGCCAUGCCAGUGCCUGUCAUUGUCAACAACUUUGGGAUGUACUACUCCUUGGCAAUGGCGAAGCAGAAACUUCCAAGGAAAAGAAAGAAGCACAUCCCUCCUGCCCCUCAGGCAAGCUCACCUACUUUUUGCAAGACAGAAUUAAAUAUGGCCUGUAAUAGCACACAGGGUGACACGUGUCUGGGCAAAGACAAUCGGCUUCUGGAACAUAACAGAUCAGUGUUAUCAGGUGACGACAGUACAGGAAGUGAGCCGCCAUUAUCACCCCCAGAAAGGCUCCCCAUCAGACGCUCUAGUACCAGAGACAAAAACAGAAGAGGGGAAACAUGUUUCCUACUGACAACAGGUGAUUACACGUGUGCUUCUGAUGGAGGGAUCAGGAAAGAUAACUGCAAAGAGGUUGUCAUUACUGGUUACACGCGAGCUGAGGCCAGAGCUCUUACUUAAUGACUUGGGGAAGGCACAAAACAUGAGAGAAAGGUAACUGCCAGCCAGGCUUGCAUUGUUUAGCCAGGAAUUGCUGCUUGGUAUUAGAGUCAUAUAUAUAUUUUUCCAAUCCCAGGAUUUGUCAUCAUUUUCAGAGGCAAAGUGCCAAAUAUCACCCAAAGCUCUCGUGUCUUUUUUUAUCCCCUUCCUUUAUUUUUAUUUAUUGAUUUUUGUGCAAACAUCAAAGAUGAUUGUUUUCACUGGAGGCUUUCUUGACCAGCCUUAAAUUUCUGACUCACGGGAUUAAUCAGAUUUUCAGGCAGUGUUGAAUCAGGUGCUUUGUCCUGUAUGGCGUUUUGUCUGUCUGUCUUAGCUCCCUGUCUUCAAUGUAUAUGCCAUCUGUCUUCAUGAAGCACAGAAAUGCCUUGAUAAGAUGUUCAUGAUUUUAGUACCGGGUCCUCUCCCCUGCCCCCCGCCUUCUCUGCUAUUUGGAACAGCCUCUCUGCUUUGUGUGUAAAUGGAUGAUGCCCUGUAGACUACCUACGUUAAUCAGUACUGUGAACCUUUUUGAUAAGCAGGAUUUAAGCAGCAGUAUCACCAUUACAUUUGGUUGCUGGCUGCAGUGUCAGUGUCUACUACCUAGCAACCAGCAUUCAUCACUACACUCCAGCAAAACCCCUAGGGAGUUUUAUUCAGCCCAAGUGGAAGAAAUUCUGUUUACAGCGUCCCGAUGAAUGCAAUAGCAAUAGUGUGUCCAGUGUAUUGGGCAUGUGAGGGAGGAAAAAUGCCAUACUAUAAAUUGAGGGAUAAACAUUAUUAUUUCUAAGGCAUUCAGGAUCCUUGAGACUGUUGAUUAAUCCUUAAUUCUCAUGUUUAUUUUUUGUGAGGAAACAAAUGUCAUUUUUAUUAUUGAUCACAUAACGUCUAUUAUUCUCUAAGUCCUAAAGCAUGAACUGCAUGUCUGAGAUUUUGUACGGCAAUGUAUUUACCCAGACGUACACAUCUGAUAUUUAGAGAUUCUGUGAUCCUUUUAAUAACACCACCCUUAGAAAGUUAUAAUUCCAUAUAGCUUUAUGGUAAAGGAAUUAAUAUACUGUCUGGUGCUGCUGUUAUUGACUGCAGUGUUGUACAGAAUUUAUCAUGGAUUUUUGACUGCUGAAAAAGGGACAAUGGAAUUUAGCCAUGCCAAGGACUGUACUG